Molecule: messenger RNA, 3808 nt
Organism: Brienomyrus brachyistius
Lineage: Eukaryota; Metazoa; Chordata; Actinopteri; Osteoglossiformes; Mormyridae
Exons: 29
Coding region: 514-3042 (842 amino acids)
Source: RefSeq, a predicted model, not a curated record
ACUGUUUGUGCAUCUGAGUGUGGCUCCCGGAUCGCGAUCUGUGCAAGGAAUAAAAAGAGAGCUGACUUACAACCGUCCUUCGCCUCACGUAUGCAUCUCUUCCCUCAUCAACGGACUCGGCGGAGUCAAACUCCAACAAUAGAUAAUUCGGUUCUGCAUCGGUCGGAGUGCUGUGAGAGAACGACAGAUUAGUCCAGUUUGGGGGAUGAUUAGUCCAGUUUGGGGGAUGAUUAGUCCAGUUUGGGGGAUGAUUAGUCCGUCAGGUGUAUGGCAUAAACUGAAGGCGGCACAGCUGGUCUGAAUGAGGGUGAAGAGACUGAACAUGACGCUGCUCAUAAUCCACUGUGUGCAGGAUUCUCAUCGUGUGAUUAGCUUAAUGAAACAAAGAAGACUUAUAGGCUGAAUCUAUCAUGGGGGUAAGGUGGCUAGUUAAAACACGGUAAUCUAGUUGGUCGCCUACAUGAGUAUCGUGCGAAUAAGCUUAAAAGACGUUCAGUGGAAGAAACAUCCGGUAUGAUGAAUGGUUGCUCUGCUACAGCCAUGCAGCGAGGGAUCAUAGCAAAGACAGAAGAAGGAUUACAAGCACCUGGUCCGGAUUCUAAAGGUACAGAUGCUAGAAAUGAAACAGAAAUCCCCACCCAGUCAUACAAGACCAUGUGGAAUCACCUUAACAGCAAAUUGAGAAGACACCCAGUCAUAGGUCUUAGAGCUAUUGUGGAGUACCAUGAAGAUAACCAGGCUCCCUACAUGAUGUGUGAGUCUUGUGCAACACGGAUACCACAGGGAUUUAUUGUUGGGCACCUGAUCGGCGCAGAACAUCGGUACAAGUACAUUAAAUCUCUACAUCCUAAACUGAUCAAUGGCUGGAAGGAUGACCCCGAUUUCUCAGAGUAUCAGGAUGCUCUUGAGGAGAAGGCUAAAUACCUAGAGGUGAAAGAGGGGCUAGGGGACAUCCAGAUAAUGAAAAAAGGGAAGGCCGGUUUUGAGCUAGUGGUUCUGCCGUCUUCUGACAAAUACCAGAUGCAUGGGUGGGCAGGCCCAGAAACGUCUGUUAAAAAUCUACCAAUAAAAAAAGAGCAUGAAGCAGUCAUUGUGAAAGGGGAGCAUGUGGAGCAUCAUGUAAUCCAUCAGUUAUCAGCCUCACACACUGGGAGUGCUGACAGUCUCUUGGCAGAAGGCACUUGGUCCAAAUCGGGUCGAGGCAGACCGUCUCUCCGAUCAGCUUUCGCCUCCAAAUACCUGAGUGGCAAACAGACAAAAAGGAUUGUUGGUUUGAGAGCUGUGGUUGAAUGCCAAGCUGCUAAGGUGCCUCCUUUUUAUGUCUGCAACGUCUGCCGUGCCAGAUUCUCCUUCUCUGAGGUCUUCAGCCACGUUCAGAGCAGCUCUCACUGCUGCUCUUAUAUUAGAUCACAGUACCCUCACCUCAUGGAGAAAUUUGGAGUUGGGGUAAAACCCAUCAAGCCAGUUCUCCUUCGUUCCAUUGCCAAGGAGCUGUGUAGGACUGAGAGCAUGGGAGAUACUCUGGUGAUAAAGCUUGACCUACCCACCUACCAAAAGCUACAGAAAAUAUCUACCAGGAAAGCUAUGAAUAUACUGCAGUUUAUCUUGAAGAACCAAGAUUACCGCCAUGAUGCCGGGAACCCAAAGAAGACGGCAGACACACUUCAGGGGCAGAUGAAGGUGGAGGAAAGAGCUCUACCUGAAGCUACCCAAAGAGUACCAGGUCAAAGGACAUGCCCACCUGCAGGAGCCUGGGCUGAAAAUGUACAAACCAAAGAUCCACACAUGCCUGUAGUGGAGAAGACAUUACCAGGACCUGCAGAAGAUGUAAAGAUGGCCAGUGAUUCAGAGAGGGAAGCCUUUGGUCCAGGGGGCUGGGCAAUGCUAGCCCAGCAUCUUGGAAAAUUUGAUAUGAAGAAAUUUAUUACCAGAGAGGAGGUCAUCUCUAAACGUUUCAUCCUUCCAUCUCCUGUUGUGGACCUCCAGUUCCUCCGCAUAAAAAAGACUGGAGCUCCCAUGGAUGAGAGCCACCUGGCCAAGUUCAUGCUGCCCUUCCUGAGUGGGAAAGCCCACCCUGUCGUUGGGCUUGGAAAGAUCGUGGAGUGUCGCAGUUUUAAAGAGCCCACUUUCUACUUAUGCCUUAGCUGUUCCCUAAAGCUAGAAAAGGCCAACAUUUGUGGACACAUUGUUCACUGGCAUCACCAGUAUUGUUACAUGAGAUUGGAACAUCCCCAUCUCCUGAAAGGUUGUGAGGAGGGGUCUGGUGUGGUGAACACCACAUACCUGGUGAAGCUUGCGUAUGCUCUGAUGGGUACAGAGGGCAUGGGCCACACCCAGGUAAAAAAGCUGGAUAGGAACUUGUACCAGAAGGUGGCGCUAGCCUCCUUUGAAACUGUCCUGGAGAAGCUGAAGAUCCAGAGAGAACUCCAGCCCCAGAUGACCUCUAGACCAAGCCUGGUUGAGCCGCAGAUAUCAGUCCAGUGGCAGCAGUCAUCUAAAGUACCCAUCCCAGAUCCAGGAGGACCAAACAAGCCUCCAGAAUUAUCUGAAGCAGGUGGUGUGCAGCAAAAGGCUUUAUUAGGAAAGCAGAGGCUGCAGGAAGGUCUGUCUAGCUUAAAGGAGGACCCUGGCGUGCUGGGACUUCAUUUUGUGCUGGAGUGUCGCUGCGUGGAUGACGACUCCUGUCCGUACUACUACCUGUGUCAGACCUGCUCUCUCAGGCUGCAGGAGGAUCAGAUUGUGGAGCAUCUCCAUAGCUCACUUCACCAGUUCUAUUACAUUACCUCUCAUCGGCCCUGGCUACUAGAGGCAGUGAGAAGGACAUCAAACCAGUUUUUACUGGGUAUCAGUGAGCUGCUGAAAUUGGCCACCAUGAAGUUGAGGGAGACUGAGGGUUCUGGAGAUGUCCAGGUGAUGCUGCUACACAAGGCUACCUACAGCAAACUGGUCAUGGAGAGUUAUGAGUCUUGGAUGACAGUGAUAAUGGGGACAGCUAAGCAGAUUGACUCCUCCCAGGAAAAGGCCUGCAGUCACCAGGUAUAAAAUCCAGGUUUAAGUGCAAUAGCGGACCACUGGAUGAAGACCUGGAAGAUUUAUAAACGGAAGUCAACAUCUCAUCUUAGUGACUCAUUGUUUCAGAUUGACUUGUUUAAUUUAUUGUCAUCUAGCUGUAAUUGUAUAGUUAAACACAGUAACCAGAUGUGUAAAUUAAAGGAACUUUUAAUUCCAGAUUUUAUAUGGGUUUGUGGGUUUAAAUGUUCAGACAUUUUCAAGCUGUAUUUUUGAUGCUUAUUGUUCUAUCCAUCGUUCAACGAUAUCCUGGUGAGGGGUGCCGGGGGCCUUGAGCAGCAUAGAGUACAAGGCUGAUACAAGCACACAUUUAUGGUACAAGCAGGCAAAACAAGUACGGAUGUCAGACUGUUAGGACUGACCUCGUAUACCAUUUUCUUCAAAUCAAGGAAUUGCAUAUAUUUUAAACAGCUAACACACUCUCACUCGCUACACUUUCUCAAAUUCCUGGAUGGAUCAACUGGAAAAGUAAAGGACAAUAAAUGUGUUUUACCCUAGUUAUAACACUUAAUUCUGAAACUUUUACUUUAUUUUAUUUCACAUUCCAUGUACAAGCUAAUUUCCUAAUCUUUUGCCAAAAAUGAGGCGGGUAUUUCUUUGUGUAUCUUUUAAUGUCCAUGUGAUAACAUCUUGUUAUAUUCUUUAUAUGUCUCAUAUAUUCUUUAUGCAUGCAAGUCAUGUGCACAUUUUAGUUUAACAUUACCGUGAAUAAUAAAUCCAGCUCAUGAAAUCCUUCAAA